ACGCACAUGACGAUUCUGCAUCCUUUUUCUCUCACUCGUAAACCGUAAUCGUGAUCGAUUGUUUACUUUUUGUGUUGUUUUAUGUAUGAGGAAAGUGUUUUUAUUUUUGUAUCUAUAUUUAGCCAGAAUAUUCGAGUAUAAUUUAAUUAACUUAUUAUUUAUUAAUAUUUUAAAUGUAUUCUAGCAAUUAUGUUUCGUGGUAAAGGUUGGUUUUCUGGCGGAAUGUGGAAACCUAAGAACCCUCACUCAUUAGAGCACUUGAAGUACCUCUAUCAUGUGCUGUAUAAAAAUCAAACUGUGAAUGAGCAAAACAAGAGCUUGCUUGUUGAAACUUUGCGAUCAAUAGCUGAAAUUCUUAUUUGGGGAGAUCAAAAUGAUAGUACUGUUUUUGACUUUUUCCUGGAAAAGAAUAUGCUCUCAUUUUUUUUGAAGAUAAUGAAACAGAAAUGUGGACGUUAUGUUUGUGUUCAAUUAUUGCAAACUUUGAAUAUUUUGUUUGAAAACAUUAGAAAUGAAACAUCUCUAUAUUAUCUAUUGUCAAACAAUCAUGUGAAUUCCAUAAUUGUCCAUAAAUUUGAUUUCUCAGAUGAAGAAGUAAUGGCUUAUUACAUUUCAUUUUUGAAGACAUUGUCCUUGAAGCUCAAUACUCAUACUAUUCACUUUUUCUACAAUGAACACACAAAUGAUUUUCCUCUCUACAAUGAAGCAAUUAAAUUUUUUAAACACAGUGAAAGUAUGGUGCGAAUUGCUGUACGAACAUUAACUUUAAAUGUGUUCAAAGAAGUUACUAACUUUUUAAAAUGGGAAAAAGUUUUCAAUACAAAAUUUGAAAAAGAAAGAAUGCAAAAUAUAACCGGCCAGCAUAUGGUCUACAAUAGCAGCGAAGCUGAGAAAAAUUUGUUCUUUAUAGAGAAAUCUCAAAAAGUAUUAAAAGUGGAUGAUAAAGCCAUGCUAAAAUUUAUCAGAGAUAAAACUGCUGCACCAUAUUUUUCUAAUCUGGUUUAUUUCAUCGGACAACAUGUGAUGGAAUUAGAUAAGUGUGUUAAAUCAGCAUCUGAAUUACAAGUGCAAACUAAAUUGGCUGACCUAGUUGCUGAGCAUUUAGAUCAUCUGCAUUAUCUGAAUGAUAUAUUGUGCCUUCAUAUUGAAGCUUUGAAUGAUGUUCUUACUGAUCAUUUGUUGAAUAAAUUACUGGUUCCAUUAUAUGUAUAUUCUCUUGUACAAAAAAUUCCUAAUUCAAGUCCUGAGGAAGAAAAGUCUAGAGUUAGUCCUAUAGUGUCUCUAUUUUUGCUGUCUCAGGUUUUUCUGAUAGUAUCUCACAAGCCUCUUGUUCAAAAACUUGCAAAUAUUAUACUUAAUGCAAAGAUGUCACUAUUUGCAAAUGGCUCACAAAAUAUUGUUGCACACAGUUUUCCCAAUGAUAGCUCUUCAUCAUUUUCCCCUUUACAAUUGUUGGGUGCCCAAGAACAGGAAGCAAUCAGAAAUAAUGAUCAGUAUACUGAUGGAAGCAACCCUGAAGAAGCUUCCAAUUUGUCUGAUGAGGAAAAGGUAAAAGCUGCUCAGAAAUCAAUUCAACAAGGCCACAGAAAUAGUCAAAAUUCUGAAAUGUUACAGCAAAGUUUCUCAUUGACUAACAGGCCAUUCUUGGAAGCCAUAUUUUCUGCAUUAGAUUGUAGUGAAAAUGACCAUGCCACCUUAUUUUCUUUAUGUGUUUUAUAUGCAUUAGGAUAUAAUCCUGGAAUUAGUCAGGAUGUUUUAGAUACUGUUUUAAUGCCAUCUGAUAAGUCUGAAACAAAACACUACUAUAAUGUUAGCUUGGCGGAGAAGUUAAUCCAAAUAAUUAAUCUUAGUUGCCAGUAUAGUAGCAAAAUCCGUAUAGCAACUCUUCAGAUGACACUAUUACUGUUAAAGCAGCUUGCGUUAAAAAACACUGAAAGCUGCUUACUAGACUGUCACUUAGCUGCUAUUGAACAAGCUCGGGAAGAAAGCACAGUUAUGCUCAGAAAUUUCUACAAAAGCGAAGAAAUAUUUUUGGACAUGUUUGAAGAUGAGUAUGAAGAAAUGAAAAAAAAAGCUCUCAAUGUUGAGUAUUUAAUGAUGGAUGAAAAACUUUUGCUGCCUCCUACUGGUACUCCUAUGUCUGGCAUUGAAUUCCACAAACGUCUUCCGUGUGGUGAAGUAGAAAGGGCUAGAAGGGCUAUCAGAGUUUUCUUCCUUCUUCGAGAUUUAUCGUUGACUUUGCAGAAUGAGCCUGAAAAUCAACUACCUUUGACAAACCUCUCUUCUUGCAUUAAAGUUAAUGAUGCUCUUGAUCUCAAUAACAGUGACCUCAUUAGUUGCACCGUCAUCACCAAGGAUGGUCAAAAAAUAAAAGGCUUUAUGGUUAUAGAUGCUUUACAACUCAUCCUUGUAGAUCCUGAUAAUAAGCGUGUUGGUUGGGGAAUUGCAAAAUUUGUUGGAUUUUUGCAGGAUAUUGAGGUGACUGGUGAUAAAGACGACAGCCGUUGCCUCCACAUUACUAUUCACAGGCCGUCAAGUAUUGCAACAGGAAGUAUUAGAUCCCCGCUCCUUGCUGCGAAGUUUGUGUUUGACGACCACAUCAGGUGUAUGGCAGCUAAGCAGAGGCUGAGCAAAGGACGCCAGAAAGCUCGUCAACGCAAGCUUCACCAGAUAGCCCGUCUAUUAGAACUUCCUGACCACAUUCAACCCUGUCCCUCUCCUCUCCGACAUAGCUUGCAUUCCGUCAAGUCGGCAGACUUCUCUUCCUUAAUGCAUCGUAGCCAGUCUCAAGAUACUGGUUUAAAAGGUAAAGCAGCUGGAAGCAGUAUACGCCAUUGUCAUCACCGUCCCCUCAUGUCUACGUCAAGUCGUGUACCUGGACAUGCAACGAUUCUGAAACAUGGGGAGAGUAGCCAUUUAUCUGUGUCCUCAGAUACCAGUGACAAAAGUCUGCGUUCUGCUGAGAGAAAACGUACUGGCAGCAGUCCGUCAUCACCUCGACGACAUGGCUCUAGGUCUAGAGAAUCUUCACCCAGGCAACAUGCUUCGAGUACGAGCUCAGAAGAAAUACCCUUAGAAGAUUUAUCAAGAAUACACAGUUCUCGCCAUGGCAGCCCAAGUAUAAGAAGACGAAGCUCAUCUGGUCUACCACAGGCUAGAAUAAGUGCUCCUCCUGGACUCUGCCACCUGCAGCAACAAAGUGUUCUAACUCAGAGUACAAGUUCUACAACUAGUUUGAAUGAUAAAUUAUCCACACCAGCUAACAGUGAAAGGGCCUCAAUAUCAAACGAUGAACUCUUUUGUGGUACUACAGUGCUUCAAGAAACCUCAGAACCUUCCACAGCUGACAGCGAAGCGGAAGAUCCUAAACCACCCAGUGAAUCUGAUGCGGCACAGCUGAGUCCUUCAGAAGUUUGCACCAAACCUUGCUGUGCUGCUGAGCAGUCGAGUGAAAAAGUCCAUCCAUCCCAUUCGGAAGCUUCAGUUGUUGCUAAAUCAAAACAGGAAUCAGAAGUGCUGACUCCUCAAAACUCUUCUUCAUCGAGCAAAAUAAAAGGCGCAAUUCAAACUGUAUAACACUGCUAUUUUUAUUUUAGACUCAUGAUAGAUAUUUGUUGUCUCUGGUCACUUUUUCAAUGUGGAUUUUUUUAUUCAAUUAUACUUCUCUCGCUUUCACUAAUGGUACACAACAUUUCUGCUUGAAAUCGUCAAUAUUAAUUGCAAUAGUUUGGAUUUUAAAAAUUGAUAAAUAAGAAUUUUUUCUUUAU
Molecule: messenger RNA, 3767 nt
Organism: Parasteatoda tepidariorum (common house spider)
Lineage: Eukaryota; Metazoa; Arthropoda; Arachnida; Araneae; Theridiidae
Gene: ema
Product: C-type lectin domain containing ema
Biological process (GO): regulation of autophagosome maturation; endosomal transport; vacuolar transport
Cellular component (GO): late endosome; Golgi apparatus
Source: RefSeq, a predicted model, not a curated record